UCAAUAAGAUCUCUAGGGUUCUCAAGCAUCUUUCACCCAUUCAACUCAACCCAAACUUCUCUUAACAUCUGUCCAACAUGGCUCCGAUCAAUGCUCAAUUGCGUCAUCCUGCUGUGUUCAACAACAAAGGGUUUUGCAAUGCUGAUGUCUACUCGAGAUAUCUUCGACGAUUUCGCGAUCGUCCCAUCUAUCCCUCACUUUCCCUCCAUCCUGCUGCUUUCUCAAAGUAUGACAUGAACAUUCCUGCUCUUCUUCACGGUCUUGGGUGGCAAUCACUGGUGGAAAAUAUGCGGUUCAGUUACUGUCCAGAAGCUGUUCGUUUAUUCUAUGUAAACAUUCAGCGUGGCCCUGGUGCUGAUCCUGCCUUUUUCACAACAACGGUGUUCAACUUCGAGAUCAAGUGGCGUAUUAAUACUGGUCUCUGUGCUGGCACUGAUAGUGAAUUUGGAGCAUUAGGGUUUGACUUUAUGGUUGCCCUUGGAUCCCUCACCCAUGACAUAGGUCAAUUCUUCCCUUCUCAUCUUGCUGCUGGUCGGCUGCCUAAUGACCUCAAAGUUCUUCACUUCUUCCUUACCAGGAGUUUUCUUCCUCGUGAUCUAUCUACCACAAAUCUUCUUCAUCCCUCCGAUCUGUGGGUCUUGUCUCAUGCUGGAGCUGGCACUCCUAUUAGCUAUGCUUCUCUCAUGUUUCAUCACAUGCUCAAGUAUGGAAUGGAAUUUUUUGGAGGUCCUCUGCCCUUUGGCCCCCAAAUCACCAUACUCCUCUCCUUUUUACGCAUCGAUAUGCGUGAUAAACUUCAUCAAUGCAAAGUCCUAGAUGACUUGCGUCCUCAGCAUGUUCUUGCGAAGAUAGAUGCACUUGUUGGGCCCCGUAAGCCUCUCACUGGCUUAGGGGGAGUCAAACCAGGUCUUGCAACUUCUUCUGGUCUCAAACCAGGUCCUGCAACUUCUUUUGGUCCUGCAUCUUAUUCAUAUGGGAGACUAGUUGGUGCACUUGUUGAUGUUGUCGUUACUGUAAUCAAACGUGAGUCAUCAAGUGAAAUGGAGCAGUCUGUCACCUUGAAGAAACUUAGGCAGGAGGAUCUGAUGUGUCCUAAGUUUGUCUAUGAGUCUGGAUCAAUUAAUGAUCCAAUUAGCUCUGAUUCAGUUUCAGAAUUCAAUGAGGCGGCUAGUGAUGAAGAUAGUGUUUCGGAAUAUGAGUCUCCACCAAAGUAUCCUUUCUAGGGAGAUACAAUGCGGGGGGAGCGUCUUAUGUUCUUUUCGAAAUUAUUAGUGAAUGGUUAAGAAAGGAUUUUGUAGGGGUCUCUGAUUGUAGUAUGGAAAUGUUCCAAUGAAUAAAGAUGUUAAGG
Molecule: messenger RNA, 1348 nt
Organism: Linum trigynum
Lineage: Eukaryota; Viridiplantae; Streptophyta; Magnoliopsida; Malpighiales; Linaceae
Source: the annotation of a GenBank genome assembly